CCUUCCCUGUGGCGCUAUAUUUUAGGUUAGAUUCGGGACGUCCUCCCGCCCCUCCUGUGCCGCUGAAGUCCCCUGUCUGAGUAGGCUGUGGACAGAGCCCCUAUUGUUCCCAGCCCACUCCUGCCUAAUAUGGAAUUCGCAAGGAAACCAAUGAUUUCCUGACCCUGACGAUGCGUAGCCGCGUAGGGGCGAAUGUGGAAAGCUGUUUGGAGUAUGAAGGACUUAAACCGGAGCCAAAGCCACUGUUUUUGAAACAGUUUCGUCGUCGGAUCAGGAAAAUGUAAAAUAUCGGAAUGCAAGUUGUAGGAGUUAUCGUGAGUUUUCAUGAAACUGCAGUCGAUGGCGAGGGAUUGUUUUGGAAGCGCGAGCUAAAGCGUGGGUCACUUACUUGACGGAUUUGCCUGCGCACCGUACGACACGCCAACUCGAGUGUUUCAACUGGUCACACGAAGACUAACGUCUUAAAGAUUGGUAUUUCUAGUCGACCGAAGACUUGACUACCUGUGGAGGAUAUAGUUUCUGGACUUGUCCGACUAUCAUGCCUACUCUCAGCUCGAAAAGUAGGCAGAACGCAGUGGAAGCGGUUGAGGAUGGAGGCAGUAACAGCGAUCCUCUCGAUACUGUGGCCAAAAAGAUGUUGAAAUGUGUUGUGGUCGGCGAUGGAGCUGUGGGCAAAACCUGUUUGCUGAUGAGUUACGCAAACGAUGCUUUUCCCGAGGAAUAUGUACCAACUGUAUUCGAUCACUAUGCAGUUGUGUCAACACAGCCGUUCUCUCCCCCUCAUCACCCGCAACACAGAAUGAAAUAUUGAAUGUAACAGUGUCUGGGAGGCAGCACUUACUGGGAUUGUACGAUACUGCUGGACAAGAGGAUUACAACCAGCUGCGGCCCCUCUCCUACCCCAACACAGACGUCUUUCUCAUCUGCUUCUCUGUCGUGAAUCCAGCUUCCUAUCACAAUGUGCAGGAGGAAUGGGUACCUGAGCUUAAAUCCUGCAUGCCACAUGUGCCCUACAUCCUCAUCGGGACACAGAUUGACUUGCGAGAUGACCCAAAGACACUGGCACGUCUGCUCCAGAUGAAGGAGAAGCCACUGACCUAUGAGCAAGGCCUCAAACUAGCCAGAGAGAUUGGAGCCCAGUGCUAUCUGGAGUGUUCGGCACUGACUCAGAAGGGACUAAAGACAGUAUUUGAUGAGGCCAUCCUGACAAUCUUCAGCCCAAAGAAACAAAAACGGGCCUGCGCGGCCUGCAGGAGCUGUUGUGCUAUCGUGUGAGGAUAAAGCAUCUCCAACUGUGAACACCCACUCUUCUCCAAAGCUUUGGGCAGAGUAACAGACCCUAAACCGCCUCCAGUCUGCUGUACAUCCUUCCUUUCUCCAUCCGCCUGUUGUCCCUCAGGACAAUGAGCGGUCUUGCCCUCGGUUUGUAUGUCUCGUGGAGAGCUACACUGUCCAAAACAAGUGCCUUAAUUUUUCCCCCACGUUGCCUUACAGGAUUUGCUUCUCAAGCCAAAGAAGUCUCAGAUGGGACUGCGGUUUCUUGAACCGAUGUGGUGCGACGUCGCCAAUCUCCAAUCCAACAUUUCAGAUUCCGCUCUGAGCCAUUGGAUUUUUUUUUUAAACCGGCUAUAUUAUAUGGUUUCUCGAGGCUUAUGAAAAAAUGAAAAUCCAUUCCUCCGUACAAGCUGGUUUUCUCUCAGUCACCUCAAAUCAAUAUUGCGCUCUUUCUGGAAUCAAUGCUUCAGCAGUUCGAGCUAGUUAAUAAGGAAAAUUCUCUGGAGGAUGGCCAACUUAUCAAUAGAGGUAGAGCAGACAGAAAGAGAGAGAGACGAGAGUAAGGAAUGCAUCUUCCUUGGGUCAUUCAAAAUUAACUAUACUGAUAAACCGCUACGUAAAACAAUGUUAUCCAUCAAAAAGAGUGACAAUCAAGCACACUGUGUGAAGACUGAAGUCUGCCAGUGACAGGAUAAAGGGAAAAUGUAUCUCGUGACAACAUUAUCCCAUGAAUCAUUUACAUUUCCUUGUGUUUUUAAAACUGAGAUGCCCUGAAGUAUACCUAGUCACGUUUCUGUGAGCCAUCAGACCUUUAUCUUUAUACAGUGUAGGUGUAGAACAAUGAUGCCAUAAAAUGGUGCUGUAAUUGUUAUAUUUUUCAUACGCAUUUACAUUCUAAUUUUUGAAGGGGCCUGUAUUUUUUCUUCUCAAAUGACUCUGCCUACACAUAUUUUUAAAAAUGCUCUCAUUUUCCUCUAUUAAAAAUGAGCCGAUGGAGGACUAAAAGUAUGGAGUACUGUACGUGCCACUUAAAAUAAAAUGAAGAAAUCAAAAUCAAUCCAAAAUUAAAAUCGAUAUAUAGAUAAAUCUUAGAUAAAUCAGGUUUCAAAUGAUGACAUAUUUUAAACAGUUUAUUUCAUUAAUGUUAAAAAUAAUAAAUUAUUUGAAAUGCAAUCUAACCUGGAAGUUACCAUUACUCAAGUCUCAGACAUCACAUUCAUGGAACGUUGGCUGAAUGUCCGAUGAAUAAGGCGCGCAAAAUGGGAAACACUUUGGGAAUUCUUCAAGUCGUCAUCCGAUUGGUUAAAUUCUACAGGAUUUCUGCAUUCUUUAAUGGUCCACCUGGAAAUAAAACCGUUGUGACGUCAAACGCCCUCAUGUUUACAACUGACAUUUUCCCUGAAAGUUUGAGUUAGAAUAGUUUCCAAGAGUGUGAUUUUAAACAGAUCGAGGCUGUAAAAGCAGACUAUUGAGCAGACGUGUUUUCCUGUUUAGCGUGAUGGUGCCUCCGUAGUCUCAUUUAGCCACUUGUUAGCAACUGCCAUUUUCAAGACAAGUAAAAGCUUUAAAAAUGUCACGAGGGGGUAUUACUGGUGUAUUGUAUGUCGCAGAAUAACACAGGAAAAUAUUUUAAGCUUGUGUUCACCGUAGACCUUAUUUGAGGCAUUAAAACAAAAACCUGAUUAACAUUUGCCUACAAAAAUACAUCAUCCCUGCAGCACUGUAUGAUUUUAGUUUAAUUUAACAUUUUAAACAUUAAUUAAAUGUAAAAGGUCUACUUUUUAAAAAAUGAAAGGUCAUUUUCCUUUAUAUUUUCAUUUUAAUUUAUAUAUUUUUAUUAUUAUUAUGAUUUUAUUUUUAAGUGACACUCAUAGUCCUCCACGUGAUCUGACACUGUGAAAAAAAACAUCACUCUCACCCUAUCACUCUCUAUUUCAGCUGAAGUACUCAUGUAUUUACUGUGGACCAGGCUUAUACAUUGACUAACUGCUCAGUUUUGCCUCUGGCUGAAGCCACCCCCUUAUUUUCCCUUUUAAAGAUCAGCUCAAACACAAAUGGCUUUGUUCUUCAGACUUGUUUUUUUCCUCAGGCAUGUAGUGUGGUCAUGCUGUAAACUGCACCGCUGAUCAUGGACUCUCAGCAGUCCUGCCCUAAAUAUGUGGCCUUUUCAAAAUCCCUACUGUGUUUUGGUACAAGCGUCAAAUAAUAUGGAAAAUAUUAUGUGUAGCCCUUACACUUUUGUUUUGGACAUGUGUUGAACAAUGUAUAGGUUAACCAACAGUUCAAGCAUCCAUUUUCACUUACCAAAAGCUGUCCUGUGAGUACUUGUAGUUCUCAGACCACCAUGUUAUGGACAUCAGAACUGGUACUGAUUACUUCUGAUUGCUCUUCACAUUAGUCGUUCCUUAGUUUGACCUCAGGGACUUCUUUCCGGAGCCUGCAAGGUGCUAGCAACCAUCCUCGGGCUGAGGAAUCAAGCCUGCUCCACAGAGAGGAAGAAUGAGCCGUCAUUCACUUGCCUUUAAUGUAGCAUAGAGUUUCUUUCUUCACUCAGUUUAAGUGCACUUACAACACUGUGCCUUGCAUUGUCCUAUGCAAUAGUUUAUAUACUGUAAUGCUAAUGAGAAGACCAGUUUUCAGUCGCUGGUUGAAAGAGCUAUAACUUGAACUCAGUCUUGAACUCAACUGUAAACUUAUAUUUAAUAUUUUUAAUGUUUUUUUUCCUUUAAAUUUCAUGCAUUGAUUUAUAUGCUUAAGAAACAUGACAGCUUUCUUUGCCAAAACUAAAAAUGUGUUGUAAAUAUACACAGAGUGAUUAAAGCUUGUGAUAAAACUUUAGAAUUGUCUUUGAAAUAUUCAUUCAUGAAAGUACUCACUAGUUUUUCCAAUACCUGGAGGUCCACCGUCAUGCCAAAAACUGCUUUUGUGAAGCAACAUACUAUCGGCUAAUAUUGCUUGCCGUUAAAUAUUCGUUUUGGAUUUAUGUAGCCUACUUUUUGAAUGAUGUCAAGGCUAUUGGCAAAUGAAAGGUGAAAUGCUUCCAGUGACAUCCAUGGAGACAUUAUUUUACCUGUACAAAACAGUCUGUUGUGCUAGUUUAUAUUGUUGAAAAUAAUUUUAAUGUAUUAUCAUAGUCAUAAACACACUGCUUGGCGUAGAUAGUUUUACCGUUCUUCCAGUUUAUCUCCCACAUUCAAAUAAAAUAACUUCCUUUACUUCUGCGUUGCAAAAUGAAGUGCGGAAGUUGACAUCUCCACAUAAUAAGAACAUCUUUGGUCUUCAUGGCUAUUUAAAGGGAUAGUUCACCUAA
Molecule: messenger RNA, 4585 nt
Organism: Onychostoma macrolepis
Lineage: Eukaryota; Metazoa; Chordata; Actinopteri; Cypriniformes; Cyprinidae
Gene: rhoj
Product: ras homolog family member J
Exons: 6
Coding region: 643-1275 (210 amino acids)
Biological process (GO): small GTPase-mediated signal transduction
Molecular function (GO): GTPase activity; GTP binding
Source: RefSeq, a predicted model, not a curated record